AUGUUGGACUACGCAAUUUUUGUCAUCACGUUUGUGGUCUUUCUGAUAGCUACCGUGUUGUAUCUGUACCCGGGCUUAAAUAAAAUCACCACCAUCCCAGGAUUAGAGCCAUCAGACCCAAAGGAUGGUAACCUGGGUGAUGUAGGCAGGGCAGGCGCUCUGCAUGAGUUCCUACUGAAGCUCCAUGCAGAGUACGGAGACAUUGCCUCCUUCUGGUGGGGGCAGCAGCUGGUGGUCAGUCUGGGGGCGCCGGAACUCUGGAAACAACAUGAACGCAUCUUUGACAGGCCACCUCUGCUUUUUAAGGGGUUUGAGCCUCUGAUUGGUGCCAUGUCUAUCCAGUAUGCUAACCAUGUGGAUGGUAUGACCAGGAGGAAGCUGUAUGACCCCAGCUUUGGGCAUGAGGCCAUGAAACAUUAUUACAGCAUCUUCCAAGAGUUGGGGCAAGAGAUGGCUAAGAAAUGGGAGACUAUGGAGGGUGAUCAGCACAUCCCCCUCCACGCACACAUGAUAGCCCUGGCUAUGAAGGCGAUCACUCGUAGCUCCUUUGGUGACUCCUUCAAGGAUGAGAAGGAGUGUGUUCAGUUCGGCAGGAACGAUGACAUUUGCUGGAAUGAUAUGGAGGAGAGGGUCAAGGGAAGUUAUCCUACGGAAGGAAGUCCCAGGGAGAAAAAGUUCCAAGAAGCACUGGGAAAGUUACACACUACCAUUCGUAGGGUAGUAAAGUACCGUCGAGAGAACCCUCCCCCACCCCAGGAGCAACUCUUCAUCGAUGUGCUCAUUGAGGGGGACUUGCCCGAGGAGCAGGUCUUGUGUGAUGCUAUGACAUUUAUGGUUGGAGGAUUCCAUACUUCUGGAAACUUGCUGACAUGGGCCCUGUACUUCAUUGCCACUCAUGAGGAGGUAGAGGAGAAACUGUACCAGGAACUGAGCGAUGUCUUGGGGAAGAAAGGAGAAGUCACCCCUGACAACAUCUCACAACUAGUGUACCUACGUCAGGUUCUUGACGAGUCGUUGCGCUGUGCCGUAAUCACCCCAUGGGGGGCACGUUACAUGGACUUGGAUGCUGAAAUCGGAGGCCACAUUGUGCCAGCCAAGACCCCAGUUAUUCACGCUUUUGGAGUUGUUCUCCAAGAUGAGAGGAUUUGGCCAGAGCCAAACAAGUAAGUUUAAAAUUUUAGACAUUUCGGUGGUCAAGAAAAUAGCUAGUUG
Messenger RNA from Branchiostoma floridae (Florida lancelet), 1212 nucleotides. Its product is annotated as cytochrome P450 20A1-like. Lineage: Eukaryota; Metazoa; Chordata; Leptocardii; Amphioxiformes; Branchiostomatidae. Bases 1 to 1167 code for a protein of 388 amino acids. Gene Ontology annotation, cellular component: membrane. The transcript has 11 exons. Gene Ontology annotation, molecular function: iron ion binding; oxidoreductase activity, acting on paired donors, with incorporation or reduction of molecular oxygen; monooxygenase activity. The record is from RefSeq and is a predicted model, not a curated record.